GUGUGGCCUAGCAUCAGUUUGUGAAUGGAGGGCGGGGCCAGGAAAGGCUUUCAUGCCACGAGGAUUGGCAGAUUUAUCCAGAGCAGACCAAUGUGAUGCAGCAGCACUGCUUAAUCUCCUCCACUUCUGUGACCAUUUCAGCUUCAUCAACCAGAGGCUCAUCACAGAGGUCAUACGCUGUAGGAAUGAGUUAAUGCACUCGUGUGAGAUGCAGGUCUCAAAUGAGUGGAUGACACAUUUUCAGAAGAGCCUGGAACAGUUGUUACUAACUCUACGCCACGUCCCUGAAGUGGCUGCAGCAGGCCAACAGAUCCAGGAGGAGAAACUGCAGAACAUCUGUAGAUUCCUGAACAGCCACAAGGAUCUUGAAGAGCAGUUCAGGACAGAACUUCAGAGCCUUCAGAGCCUAAAGGCACAACAGCUGCAAGGAGUGAACAACAAUGGGGAAAGAUGACUGUGCUAUGGAGACGACAGAAGGAGGACAGACAUUGUUGCAGGGGUUAAUACAUAUAAAUGGAUAACUCCAUUUUGGUUUGAAUUGUAUAUAGCAGGAAUAUUAGCAGUCAGAUCGUUCAUUCAGGUUUUUCACAAGCAGGUCGUUCCAUGUAACUUGGAAUGGUACACUUUAACACACGCUGUACUAUUCAUAGAUUUCAGUAGUAUGCCGUUGCAGUCAAGUUACAGUCAGUAAAUUGUUGUAAAGUGCUCCUUCGAUCCAGGACAUUUGUUAGAAAGGAAGGAGAAUGUU
Molecule: messenger RNA, 748 nt
Organism: Neoarius graeffei (lesser salmon catfish)
Lineage: Eukaryota; Metazoa; Chordata; Actinopteri; Siluriformes; Ariidae
Exons: 4
Coding region: 53-454 (133 amino acids)
Source: RefSeq, a predicted model, not a curated record